AUGGCGCCGAAGCUCAGCCUGAAAACACCCCCGUUUUACACCCUAGAUACAAACCCGACAUCGUGCCUGCGCGCCCCUCACGCUCACACUCAUACCCAGUGGCCCAGACACCGAGGAGUGAAAAGCGAUCUCCAGAAGAAGCUCAGCACCGUCGUGAGGCGGGUACUCGGAACCUCGGCAUCUUUAUCCUCCUUAUCCUCCUCUUCUUCAUGUUCGAGUCCUCUCCCAAGUCCUCACUUACCCUCCUCAUCCUCUUACAUGAUAACCCCACGCAUCAUCGCUGAUGACGAUGACGACGACGAGUGUUCCAACUACGGCGAUGUCGAAGACAACGACAUCAACAAUAAUAAUAGUAACAACAAUAACAAGAAAAAUGCAGACAUCCACCGCACGAAAAGCAUCACAUCCCCCAGCUCCCUCUCAAGCGCACAUUCGUACUCGUCUCUGGCCUCUCUAAACCCAUACACCGCAGACGCAGCAGAUGUAGCGGCACUUCUAUAUCCCUGCCUUCCUCUUCCUGCUACUCCACAACUACACCGGAGGACGACAGAAAGGAGAGCAGGAGAAGUCAAGCGGAAGCCGAUAACAAUAGAAAGGAUACAAAUACCACCUAUCUACAAUAAACAGUACACAGAAUACAGACAGGAAAAGAUCGACUCGGCGCAUAUAGCGCGCCUAGUAGCGCGGGAGCUAGACCUCGCGCACGCGGCUGUCGUCGCGGAAGAAGGUGUCGCGUUGCGGGCGUUGAAGGAUCGGACGAGGCUGGAUUGGACUUCGUCGGUACCUGGGAGUUAG
Xylaria bambusicola is the source of this 795-nucleotide messenger RNA. RefSeq lists its product as uncharacterized. The transcript has a single exon. The record is from RefSeq and is a predicted model, not a curated record. Lineage: Eukaryota; Fungi; Ascomycota; Sordariomycetes; Xylariales; Xylariaceae. Bases 1 to 795 code for a protein of 264 amino acids.